This is a messenger RNA of Wasmannia auropunctata (little fire ant), 1498 nucleotides long. RefSeq lists its product as uncharacterized. The transcript is spliced from 4 exons. NCBI's taxonomy places the organism in Eukaryota, Metazoa, Arthropoda, Insecta, Hymenoptera, Formicidae. The record is from RefSeq and is a predicted model, not a curated record. Gene Ontology annotation, molecular function: protein binding. The coding region runs from base 248 to 1498 and encodes 416 amino acids.
CCUAAGCCGGUCGCGCUUCUCUGAUUAUCUAGGACUCUAAAGAGAUGCAUAGGGAAUUCCCAGUAACAAAUGUGAGUUUCUGAUGUCAUUUUACUCGAUUCUCGAACAAAACAAGGUUGCUAGCCGUAUGCGUAUUAAACAAUUAACAAAAGCUUUGUUGUUACGUGUAUUUACCUAUAAUAUUGCAUAACAGAUUCAAUCAUAAUUCAGGUUAUUUUAUUACUAUAUAUUAAUAAAAUAACAGGACAUGACUGACGAACAAGAAAGAAUGAGCAUAAAGGCAAAGCUUUCGAAAUUACAUUGUCCCUUUACAUGGGAAAUAUUAGACAGCUUUAUAAAACAUCAAACAAUAUAUCAUGAAAGCAGUAACAACGAAAAGGAUCAGAUGGAUGAUGAAACAUUUUAUCCAUUAGAACAAUUACUAAUAUGUUUAUUCAAAUGUUAUAAAGCAGUGUCAAGUAUAGAUAAUGAUGAGGCAACAAAAAAUAUUGAAAAAGCUGGAGAGAUUUUAAUGCAAAUUCAACAAGAGAAAGAGUUUUGUCAGAUGAUACGAGCAAUAGAACACGUAUUUUAUGCUACGAAAUGUUUCUUUCUAUAUGAUGCUGAUGAUAUGGAUGGAUUGGAAGAAAUAUUACAAAAUAUUAUUGAUCCUGAAGAGUUCAGUAAUAUAGAAUUAGGUGCUUUAUAUGGCUGCCAGAGUGUGAUUUGGUCUAAAUUAAAUGAUUUUGGCAUGAACGAAGCAGUUGAUACUGCUAAGAAAGCAGUGGAAAAGAAUCAAGAAUGUGCAUUAUGGCACUUUAUUCUCGCAAAGAAUCUUAGACGUCAAAGACGUCUACUAAAUAUUUCAUCUAACGUAUCAGAUAUGGAAAAAGAACAUUUUGAAAUAGCAUAUGCUAUUUCUAAGAAUGAUGUGUUUGGCGUAUAUUAUUUGCAAAUGCGCCUUGAAUGUUUUUAUAAAUAUAGUAAAGAACGAAAUUAUGUAAUGAGAAAAAUUGCUAAUGAAAGAGACGUCAUGUAUACAGCUAAACAAAUUUUAAAUACAAAACCUACAAAUUAUAAAGUAUUACUAAGACUAAGUCUUAUUUUUCUGCGUGCAAGCUCAGAUGAAAGGUUAUCAGCAAAAAAAUGUCUUGAUGCUAUAUACAAAAUAGCGCCAAAUAGUCCUACAUAUCUGCACUAUACUGCAAUGUUAUAUGAACAGAGUGGAGAUUAUAAAGAAGCUCUUAAAUAUUAUAAAAUGGCUGCAGAAUGUAAUAAUUUGGUAGCAGAGCUUGCUUAUAUACAAUAUGGUUGGGAAGUAGGAGAGCUGGAACCACUACCACAUUUGUUGCGAAUGUUGAAGAAAUAUGAGCAAUCAGUUAAAGAACGAAAAAUAAAUAUACUGCUUGCGAUUGCGGUAACUUAUUAUUCUCUUCAGAAAGAUAUACCAAAUGCAGCAGAAUAUUUUUUAAAAGCUCUAAAAGUAGAUGCAUUGAAUAACAAGUUCAAGGUAUUUUAA